Molecule: messenger RNA, 819 nt
Organism: Penicillium paradoxum
Lineage: Eukaryota; Fungi; Ascomycota; Eurotiomycetes; Eurotiales; Aspergillaceae
Gene: cbfA
Exons: 3
Coding region: 1-819 (272 amino acids)
Biological process (GO): heterochromatin formation; DNA damage response; leading strand elongation
Cellular component (GO): CHRAC; epsilon DNA polymerase complex
Molecular function (GO): chromatin DNA binding; protein heterodimerization activity
Source: RefSeq, a predicted model, not a curated record
AUGCCACCUCGCAAAUCUACAUCCUCGGUGACACCCGCUGAUCCAGAUGAAUCCAUAAUCCAGCACUCACCCGCAGCACCGCAGGCUGAAAAGCCCAUCUUUGCGACAGAGCAGCAGUUAAAGGCUCGAGCUGAGGCGGGCACUAGUGUCGAGGACUACCUCCUCCCACGCUCAUUGACGAUCCGUCUCGCCAAGUCGGUUCUUCCGCCAAAUACGACAAUCCAGAAAGAUGCUGUGCUGGCAAUGCAGAAAGCCGCUACAGUGUUUGUUUCUUACCUGUCUUCACAUGCCAACGAUGGAACUCUUAAACGCACCAUCGGCCCUUCAGAUGUCUUCAACGCCCUCUCCGAGCUAGAACUCGACUCUUUCCGCAGCCGGCUCGAGCAGGAACUGGAGGCAUACUCGGAGAUCAAAGCCGGGAGGCGCAAGCCCAAGAAGGCUGAUGGAAAUGGGUCGACGCAGAAUACAUUAGAGGAAGGGGCUACACAAGCUGACAAUGGCGAUGUUGAGAUGCUCGAUAAUCCUGCGAAGAGAGUGAAACGAGAUGGUGAUGGAGAUCGGGAUACGGGCUCAGUUGGGGAUGGGGAUGAGACGCAGGACGAAGAUGUUGAAGAGGAGGAGGAUGAGGACGAGAGUGAGGAGGAAGAGGAGGAAGAAGAGAACGAACGUGGUCCACGUGAAGAUGAUCUUCAUUACGUGGAGGAUCUGGAUCGUGAGCCUGGAGCAAGGAGAGGUCCUUAUGAUCCUGAUGCUGGAGAGACGGAUGAGGAUGAGGAUGGGCCAGGUAGCCAGUUGAGGGAUGAUCUUGGGCUGGGCUAA